GAUGACGGAAUUCGCCCAACGAAAGUCUGUUACAUUUGCCCCGGAGUAUAGUUUUGAAUCCCAAUCCACAUUUGUGUUGGAAUUGCAACAGUUGCUGAAUACCCGGGAACAACAGCAAGUGGUUGUCAAUGAAACCGAUUAUACACCGGGGGCGCUUUUGCCACCGCGGCGGUUCAAGAGGCCCAAGUUUACCUGGGAUCAGUUUCAGCAGUCGUUUCCGGCGGUUGAGACCAGACGCGUCCGCAAGGAGGAUUGUCUUUCGAUAAAGAGCUCUGGACUGUACGAAAUAAUGGAAGACCAGGAAAAGGCCACCGACAAAGUGGAAGCCUUCGACUUGGACCAGGAACCGGACUUCAGUGGGGUAAUCGAUCGUCGCAGCCCAUCACUGGAAGCCGACGCGACCACAUACCACGUGAAGAUUUUCUUAACGGAAACCGAUGACAUUAUUCUGUUCGAGAGUGCAAGUCACACGGUCGCGAGGGAUUCCGAGGAAGCUGCCCUGGUCGAGCAACAGAAUGCGAACUACGAAGCGAAAAGGCAAGGGCGCAAAACGGCGACGGCCGAUGCGGAAGCCCAAAAUCCCGAGCAGGUGUGCAAAUCGAGAGGGGUUAACACCGAGCGAAUAAUGAAACAGGAGGUGGCAUCGUUUGUGUCUAACUAUGACAUGUACGAUACGUAUAACGAUUUGGAGAGACACACCAAGGAGAUUGAUUUGGCCGAGGCUUCGUCGAAGCUCGAGAUAACUACGUACUCCCGCGAAGGGAUGGAAGAUAUUGAUGAGAUGCUGGAUAGAAGUGAAAAUUUUCAUUUAUCAUCGAUGAUUCUGCAGAGACUGCUUGCUAGUAAUAUGUAUCGGGAGAAGCAGAUGAGAUUUAGGAAUAUGUACCCGACGGAUCCGUCGAAUACUGAGGCGAGAUUUUUGUACCGAUUGGAAACUUUGUGGACGUAUAAAACGGUUGAAACCAUGGGGAAAGCAGUGGCAAGUGCUAGCUGGUGCCCUUCGAAUGGAGACAUCGUAGCGAUUGCCUAUGGCGUCUACAGGUUCAAAGAGGCUGACUACCGAAGCAGUGGGUACGUUUGUGUGUGGAACAUAAAAAAUCCAGUGAACCCCGAGAGACGUUAUAAGUUUUCGGUACCAGUGACAGCGGUAGCAUUCUCUAAGAAAACUCCGCAACUGUUGGCAAUUGGAUUAUUCGACGGAACAGUGCAGAUAACGGACAUUAUGGACAAUUCACAAGUGCCCGUGGGAGUGUCUGAGCGGACAGAGCUGCCUGUUUUCGAGCCUAUUUGGGACAUUGAGUGGAUCGAGGCAGAAGAUGAUAAAGAUGAGAUUUUGACGGCAUCCCAAGAUGGAACCAUCAUGAAAUUCACGUUGAACAUUGGAACUUAUCUGAUGAUGUAUCGGCAAUUGAGAUUGAAUAGAGUUGAGGGCGAAGUUCAGGGGAUCCCGCUAGAAAAGAGAGAGGAUUUUUUGGAAGCUGACAGUCAUCCUCAAGCGUUAUGUUUGAAAAUUCAUCCGAAACGCAAGGAUGUGUACUUUGUAGGCACAGACGAAGGAUGCGUUCACAGGUGUUCAAUUAAAAUUGCAGAUCAUCAUCGCGGAGCAACGAGGGUGCACAGCAGAGGUGUAUUUUCAAUAGAGUAUUCCCCGUGGAGUCCGAAAAUAUUUCUCACUUGUGGUGGAGACGGGUAUAUUCGAAUAUGGAUCGAGGACAUCGUGGAACCGAUUAUUACUUUGAAUGUAGGAUUUGAGCCAGUUCAAGCAGCUCGCUGGUCUCCUGUUAGUUCAACGAUUAUUGCUAGUGUUACUAAAAACUCUGUGCAGCUGUGGAAUCUUAGCAGGCAGAUGCUGAAACCAGCUUCCAUUACGAAAUUUGGAGAUUCAACGACGUCGUUGACCACUAUCCGGUUCACGAACUGCGGGCGUAGUUUACUUCUGGGUGACAGCGAGGGACGAACAUAUGUUUGUGCACUCGAGGAUAUGCCGUUUCCUCGACACUUUCAGUUUAACGAACUUCGAUCAACGCUUCUCGACAGUCUUGUUAGCAAACCGGAGCUAUUGAAUCGGAUCAGGCGCUUGGGACAUUUGGGCUACUGAAUGGUCGUUUUACAAAAGAUGCCUUUUUUAUCGACUCUGAUUGAGGAAUUUUACAGAAUAAAAUCAACACAUAAAAGCUCAAAAACGAACCAAAUAGUCCGACUUCCUUUCCAUCAACGAGAUUGAAUUUAUUGGUCAACAUUAAUCGAUCUGGAUUUAAAAUAAAAACACUAAACAUCCUC
This is a messenger RNA of Toxorhynchites rutilus septentrionalis, 2280 nucleotides long. RefSeq names its product dynein axonemal intermediate chain 4. Lineage: Eukaryota; Metazoa; Arthropoda; Insecta; Diptera; Culicidae. Bases 2 to 2098 code for a protein of 698 amino acids. Gene Ontology annotation, cellular component: axonemal dynein complex. Gene Ontology annotation, biological process: cilium movement. Gene Ontology annotation, molecular function: dynein heavy chain binding; dynein light chain binding. The record is from RefSeq and is a predicted model, not a curated record. The transcript is spliced from 3 exons.